UCGCCAUCUUGUUUCGAUUGAUGAUACCGAAACAACUUUGAACCCGGUAAGGCUCAUUUCCUGAAGCACCUUACAACUGAUGUAUGUAGUGGGUGUUCUUGCAACUCCAGGCUCCAUUAUUCCGAUGUGCAGUGUAAUUUUCUAUGGAUGUUACCGGUGAGAAAUGUGGAUUAUGACCCCUUUACAUGUAAGUGAGUCGAGCGUCUAAGUGUUGACUAGAUAUUCGCGUGCUACACUGAUAAACCGCCCGAGCAUCGCAUUGUUUUAACCCAAUCGACAGUAACUGCAAAACCAGUAACCAUGUUCAGCUUUAGAAAGAAGGACAAGGAAAAGGACAAAGAGAAGAAGGAGAAGAAAGAGAAGGAGAAAAAGGAGAAGGAAAAAAAGAAGGAAGAAAAGAAAAAGGACAGACCCCAAAUUACCCCGGAAGAGAUGUCUAGAUUAGAGGAAGUGAAGAAAGGCGUAUUCCGGAGGUUCAGCGACAGAAAAUCAAGUAGAAAGGAGGAUAAGACCUCUCCAGAUGGCAUGACACCCAGUGACAGUAGUGAGAGUAAUAUUAGUGCAAGUGGUUCGUCUGGACGACCUAGCCCCACAAAGGAGCUACCGCCUGAGAGAAAGGUGGAGGCCUCAAGACCCCAAGUGGCGUCCAAACCCCCUGUUCUCAUGCCCAAACCUAGAAUGAAAGGAAUUUUAAAAGAAUCUGCUAAAUUUUAUGAAGCAGGGACGGAAGGAAAUUUAGAUGAUGCUAAGAUGUUGCAGGAAAACACUAGACGAAAUGAAGAAAUGUCUGGUUUAGUGGAUGAGAUUGAUGCAAAAUUAAAACAGAAACUUCAAGGGUCGCCAGGCAAACCUAAACCCAAGCCUCGUCGAAGUGUUGAGAGUGAACAGUUUGUUGUUGAGGAACUGCCUCCGGAAUUACCAAUGCCGGGAGAGAAGGAGUUCCAAGAUUUGAAAUUACCUGCAAUUAUUCCACCAAAACCAGCACGCACACGCAACAUCACGGUAAAAAGAACAACUGCAGGAGAUUUUGGUUUCAGUCUACGUAGGGGGACCAUUCCUGACAAAGGGGAUGGUGAUGCUGCUCGAACUGUGAUAUUUGCUGAGCCAGGAAGCGGACCUCGGAGUAUGCAAACAGGUUUGAUUCCAGGAGACCGGCUUGUGGAAGUUAAUGAUUUAAAUGUGGAGGGAUGCUCAAGAGAAGAAAUUGUUGAAAUCAUCAAAAAAGCUGAUGAUUCUUUAAUUUUGAAAGUACAACCGAUUCCAGAACUGAUAGAGCUUAGUGUUCGUCCUGGAAAAGAUGGUGGAACUAUUGACGUACAAGAUCAGGUGGUGAAAGGUGGGACUCUGAAGAGAAGCGGCAGUAUUCGUUAUAAGAAGGGGGCUAAGUCUGAGGAUGAAGUCAACACUGAAAAGGCCUGGAUGGAUACAGAGAAGGUGUGGCUGGUCCACAAGGGCGGAUUCGCAGCCUCGCACCUCCUCAAGGCAGAUCCAGGGUCACUUCCUGAAGGCAAGGUCAAGGUCAAGGUUGAAAGUUCGGGAGAUGUGUUGGAAGUGGAUGAGGAUGAUGUUGAAAAGGCAAACCCCCCUCAGUUUGACCGAGCCGAAGACCUGGCAUCACUUCGUUACCUGAACGAGUCAAGUGCCCUGCACACCUUGAGACAGAGAUAUGCUGGGAACCUCAUCCACACCUACGGCGGCCCCUCCCUCAUCCUCCUCAACCCCAUGCAGCAGCUGCCUCUGUAUUCAGACAAGGUAGUUCAGAUGUUCAAGGGUUGUAAACAAGAGGACAUGCCACCCCACGUGUUCUCCAUGGCCCAGAUCGCCUACCGGGAGAUGUUGAGUUCUCGGAGGGACCAGUCCAUCAUCACCAUGGGCCGCAGUGGCAGCGGGAAGACUAUCAAUGCCAAACAUAUCCUUCAUUACCUCACCCUGACAGCAGGCAGCAUCUACAACAUCCUCAAUGUGGACAAGUUGACUGCCAUCAUGUCACUGAUGGAGUCUUUCGGGAACAGUCGCACACUGCUCAACACUAACGCCAGCCGCUACACACAGAUCACUACGCUCGACUUCGACCACUCCGGACAGAUCAACUCUGCAUCCAUACAGGUGCUGAUGUUUGAGAAGAACCGAAUUGUGCGUCGACCGGAGGGGGAGCCAACAUUCCACGUGUUCUACUACAUGUUGGCAGGGGUAGAGGCACAGCUGAGGAAUGAACUUCAGCUUCAGGUGCUGAAUGAACACAACCUAUUCAUGACUCCACUUCAGAAGCCUGACGACCGACAGAAGGCCAGCCUUCAGUGGGGGAAGGUCAUCAACGCCCUCAAGGCCAUCGGGGUCAGCGACGAGGAAUCCAAGGCCAUCUUCUCCGUGCUGGCAGCCAUUUUCCAUCUGGGAGUGGCAGGAGCAACAAAAGGAAGCAACAACAAGAGUCAGUUCAACAAGCCAGCAGCUGCUCAGAAGGCAGCGUCUCUGCUGGGCACCACGGUGGAGGAACUGGCCAGAUCCAUCUUCACCAUGUCUGGUACCUCCACACUCACACGCAGCACCUCCAUGAGGGUUGGACCAGGGUCUGAGAAGUUAGGCAGUCUGAGUUCCGACUCUGGAGCUUCUCCUUUGGAACAUCUGGAGGCCUUCGUUGUUGGACUAUACUCAGAUGUCUUCAAUGCUGUUGUGUCUCUCAUCAACAGAUCUCUGUCUUCCAACGUACGGACACAGUUCUCCAUCACGGUGCUGGAUGCACCAGGAUUCCAGAACCCCUCAACCUGUGGGAGGCAGAGUGGGGCGUCGUUCGAGGACCUCUGCAACAACUACACCCAAGAGAGACUGCAGCUGUUCUUCCACAACUUGUCCUUCACCCAGCAACAGGACAGAUACGCUCAGGAAAACAUUGACUGUGACUUUGAGUUUGUCACCAACAGCCCAGCAGCUCUCGUGUCCCUCAUAGACAAGGCUCCACAACAGGGAACGGUACGCACUUCCACUCAAGACCUUCGGGAUGCUGAGAAGAAAGGGUUGCUAUGGAUACUGGAUGAGGAGGCCAUCUUCCCUGGCGCCACGGAAGAUAGCUUUAUGGAACGUUUCUUCUCACAACAUGGAGAGCAGCCAGUCAGACGUGACAGUCUGUUGAGGAAGGGUUCCCUUGGGCCGACAUUCAUCCUAAACCACUUUCAGGGCACCAACCCUGUACAGUACAACGCCAAUGGCUGGCUCAAGGCUUGCAGAGACAGCCCCAUCUCCAGGAACGCCACCGUCGUUCUACAGGACUCAAAGAAACACAACAUGAGUACGCUGUUCACCAGCGUGAAGGCCCCCGUGGCCGGUGUUGUCAGCGGGUCCAUCGUCGGGAUGGAGGGAACUGCGUCGCUGAGACGGGUUGGCAGCAUGAGGAGGACCUUCAUGUCUGGCGCUGCUGGACUCAAGAAGAAGUCCAUCUGUCUGCAGAUGAAGUUCCAAGUGGAUUCAGUGAUGGAGACAGUCAGGAAGACGAAGUGUCACUUCCUGCACUGUAUCGUACCACAACAUUCCGCUGGCUUGUGUGAGCUCAAGUCGUCACUGUCAAACGCCACCAAACCGAACUCCCUGGAUGAGAUCCUACUGAAUGUCCCACUCGUUCGAGCUCAGAUCCGGGGCUUUGAGAUCAUCGAUGCUGUCAGACUUUUCAGACAAGGAUUCCCAGAUUAUAUGCAGUUUUCUGAGUUCAGACAGAAGUUUGAAGUGCUGGUUGCUCCCAAUGCUCGCCCGGACAAGGACAUGGAUGAGAAGAAGGCCGUGCUACAGGUGAUGGACAACCUGGAUAUUGACAAGCUGAGCUACAGGAUCGGCCUGAGUCAGGUAUUUUUUCGUCCGGGGGCGCUAGCACAGUUGGAGGUAACGAGAGAUGAGAAGAUUACUGGCACUGUGACAGCCUUCCAGUCCUUCUGCAGAGGGUUCCUCGGUCGCAGGAAGCUUGAGAAACUCAGGGUCCAGCAUCUGGCUGUCAACUGCAUCCAGAAGAAUGUGAGGAAGUACAUGUUCAUCCGAGACUGGGAGUGGUGGCGACUCUACACCAAGGUCCAGCCCCUCCUCAACGUCCACCGCACAGAAGAGGAACUCAGGAACGCUGAGGCGGAACUAGAACAGAUGAAGACUAAGCUGGAGAAAGUUGAGAAGGACCGGGCGGACUACAAGCUGCAGUGUGACAAACUGGAAAACAGGUUGUCAGAGAUGACGGCCGACCUCGUGGAGGAGAACACGACCUCAAACAAUGCCACCGAGCUGCUGGAGGCGGAGACAGCUGACAGGAUGAGGCUGGAGAAGGACCUCAAGGACCUGCAGUCCAAGUACAAUACUAUCAAGAGGCAGAAUGAGAGACUUGAGCAGGAAGUCAUGCAGUCCCGAAUCUGGCAGGCUCAGACAUUGGAGGGGGAGCUGGAUGACGAUGCAGAUGAUUCCAUCUACAAGGAGCGCUACGAGCGGCUGUCCAAGGAGCUGGUGAUGACCAAGAAGAGGCUGCACCAGCAGCACGAGGAGGAGAUGGAGCAGGAGCUGCAGUCACGGCGACUCCUCGAGAAGAGGUUGCACGAUGCUGUAGAGGAGGCAGAGGAACAGCGCCGCCUGGUGCAGCUGACCAAGAAGAAGGUGCAGCGCAUCACACAGGAGAUGCAGGACACCAAGCUGCACCUUGAGGAACAGAUGACGCGCAACAACGAGCUGGAGCGGAAACAACGCAGGUUUGAUACAGAGUUGAACAUGGCGCAGGAGGAUGUGCGAGAUGAACAUGUGUUACGAGAGAAGCUUCAGAAGGAGAGAGACAGUCUGAUGUCUGAGAAGUACACUCUGGAACAAGAUGUGCAGCGCUACAAGAUGGACUACGAAUCUCAGGUGGAGAAGAACGAGAGGCUUGAGAAAGAACUCAGCGAUCUCCUGUCUUCGGGGAAGGAUAACAAUGAGGUUGUGGUGCUGAAGCGGGCGAAGCACACUCUGGAGUCCAAACUGCGGGAACAGGAGGAAGAGUUGGACGAUCAGGCCGGGCAGAUUCAGCAGCUGGAACAGGGUAAACUGAGGCUGGAGAUGAACCUGGAGCGUCAACGUCAGCAACACCUGAAGGAAUUGGAGGAGAAAGAUGAGGAGAUGGAGGAGAUGAGAUUCAAGACCCAGAAGAAGUUGCGGCAGAUGGAGUCCCAGGUGGAAGAAGAAUACGAGGAGAAGAGGAGAAUUAUGGAGGAGAAGAACAACCUGGAGAGACAGAUGCAGGACAUGGGAGCACGUGCCCCGGCCAGGGAUAAGGAUACCGAGAAGCGUCUGAGGAGGACGCUGAAGAAGACCAAGGCGUUGUUGAAGGAUGCUGGCAACACACUCCAGAAACAGAAGACUGUAGAAGGAGCCAAGUCACAGAUUAACCAGCUCAAGAACCAGCUGGAUGAUGCCCAGUUUUCAUCUCAGGCCGCAGUGAAGGCCAAGAAACGGAUGGAGCUUGAAAUACAGGACCUUCAGCAGCAGAUAGAGGACUUUUCCCGCUCCAAGCAGGAGGCUGAGGACCGUAAUAUGACGCUUCUGAGAGAGAAGUCGGACCUCCAGAACAAGGUGGAGGAGAAUGAGGAGGACAUGGCUGAGGUCAUGAAGAAAUACAAGGCUGUGGUGCAACAGCAAUCGGUUGAUCAUAUAACACUUUCAGCACAGCUUCAGCAAAUAGAAGAUUUAUCUACAGAGAAAAGUAGUCUUCAGCAAGAGGUUGAGAACCUGUCAUCCAAGGUCAUGUCGUAUGAGGACACUAGCGUCGACAAACACUCCGUCACACGGCUAGAGAACAAGAUCCGAGAGCUGGAAGCAAAACUAGACCUAGAACAGACGACUAGACAGAGAAUAGAGGUCCAGGUGUCCAGGUUAAAGGAACAGCUGGAGAAAGAGAAGACUGAGAAAGGAGACGCUGUUAUGGCCAAAAUGCAGAUUGAGGAGUCCAUGAAACGUCUCCAGAAACAGUUGCGAGAUCUCCGAGAAGAGUUGACAGACUCCCAGAAGAAGGAAUUUGAUGCCUGCAAUAAGAAGCAGGAACUGGACAGCAGAGUAGAGGAGCUGGAGGUAGAUGCUAUACAGAACCAGUCUGACCUGAAGCUGGCCUUCAAGAGGAUCAAUGACCUGCAGGCGGCCCUGGAGGAGGACCUGGACAGUGAUGACAGUCUCAUGUCAGACAGUGAUGACAUCGAUGACCUGUCGGACGAAGACAUAGACAGCUUCUUAGCCAGUCAUAAUCAAGCUCCGCUAUGGGCGCGGGGGAGUCGGUCAACAUCAGUGACCAGUGGCUCUCACGAAGACACACCUCACAGUCCUAGGUUCAACGAUAUAGAUUGUAGUGAAGCAUAGCACUAGAUGUGAGGCGUGUGAGCCUGGUACAGCUCUUCAGGUUACCAUUGGGCCAAGUGCAACAGAUUGUGUGUGUGUCGUCAUAUCUCGCUGAUCUAUCCACAUCGGCCGUCCGCUAUACGUGUCAGCAUUGUGUUGUACAUUUCGAUGUCAUAUCUCAUCGCUGAUUUAGUUACUUCAUCAACACCCUGUUACUGUUUUCGUUUUCACUUGGACGGGAAGUCGACUUGCAGGGAAACCUUCUUUCUCUGUGACAACCUUGGACGUAUUUCUGAGGAAUUUAUCUCCUGUGACAACAUGUUGGCAAUUGCUGUAAUCGAAGGAUUUGAUUGUGGUAAAUGAAAGGAUGAGAGAUGCAGUUGAUUUAAUCCUGGAUGGAAUUCAUCGGUGUUGAACAAAGAUUUCGACAGAUUCCUGGUUUUGGAGGAUUAAGCUGCAUGCAAAAAUUCCUGAUUUUUCCAGAUUCUGAUGGUUCCCCAUUUUGAACGAAUCAACUAAAGUCCUCAUGAGUUCCUGAUUUUGAAGGAUUUAACUACAGUUGAACUGGAAGGGUCAGAGGUCAAAGGUUUCAGUGGUUGAGCAGACGGAAUCUUGUUACCGAAAUCGUCAGUUGGGAAGAUGCAGAGAAGUCAUAAUGAUGUACCGUAUGUUCGGAAACAGUGUUGUGUGGAACUGAAUGAUUUAAUUGUAGUGAAUACGGAAGGAUUUUACUGCAUUGUGGUUGAAGGAUUUCACUGCAGUUCAACUGAAGGAUUUCACAGUAAAAGAAGUGAAGUGCUGUGGAUACCGAGGUUUUCUCUGCAGUACAAUUGAAGGAUUUCACUACAUUACAAGUGAAGGAUUUCACACUAGAAGUGAUUCAAUAUACUGAGGUUUCAGCUGCAGUGUGAUUGAAGGAUUUCACUGCAGUACAACUGAAGGAUUUCACAGCACUAGAAGUGAUUCAAUGUGGAUACUGAGGUUUCAGCUGCAGGGUGAAUAUACUGUGAUUGAAGGAUUUCACUACAGUACAAUGGAAGGAUUUUCACUACAUUACAAUGGAAGGAUUUCACUACAGUACAAUGGAAGGAUUUCACUGUACUAGAAGUGGAUACUAAAUGGUUCAACUGCAGUAAAACAAACAGACUCUGUGCUGUAGAUAUUGGUCCAUUCAGUUACAAGGAUAUAUGAUGAACGUUGAGAUGUAGAUAUUACAAAGCUUACAUAGUGGUCUAAAGUUAAAGUGCUAUGAAGUUUUAUUUCAGAGUGCAACCAUAUAGAACGUAUGUGAUGCAGAUAGAAAUGGUUGUGCUCAAGGCCAGAGGAUAGUCUAUAUGCAGAUAGCAAUCCAACAGCUCUAGGAAGUAGGAGGUGACACCAUAUGUGGUUCAAGGGCUGAAGUCCUCCAGUUGGACAGAUCAAUAGAUUGGGUUCACACUGCGCUGAACACAACUUCCAAACAAAGAUGGGGUGCAUGUCCUCAAGAGAUGACUUUUCGAAAAGAGAAACAAGCUCGCUUCUUAACAUGUAUUUCAAAGCAGAGAUACUUGAAUUCAGUAAUGCAAAGGAUUACUUUGACUAAACCAAGUACAGGUUGCCUGAAGGAAGUCGGGGGAAAAUAUUUGCCAGAA
Molecule: messenger RNA, 7949 nt
Organism: Haliotis rubra (blacklip abalone)
Lineage: Eukaryota; Metazoa; Mollusca; Gastropoda; Lepetellida; Haliotidae
Product: unconventional myosin-XVIIIa-like
Cellular component (GO): myosin complex
Molecular function (GO): ATP binding; protein binding; cytoskeletal motor activity
Source: RefSeq, a predicted model, not a curated record